AUCUGACUUUUAAUCAGAGGGUCGCGGGUUCAAGUCCCUCAUCGGGCGAGAGUAUACUUUUUUGCAUUUGUUAUAAAUUCCUUUUUUUUUUUCUUUCAUGAAUACCAACAACAUUGUAUCUUUUAUUUUGUUUAAUCCUGAAUUUCUUUUUGCUUUUAUUCUGGAGGAAACGAGAUUUCUGUACUUGUUUGUCCAUACGGAAACGACAUAAGAAGCGCGUCAAGCUACAUUACAGUCCCACAUGCUGAUAUUCCUGUGAGCUAUAUGCUAAUGGUGUACCAACCAAGCAAGUGACGUGCUGUCGACGUGGACAUGCUCCUUAUGGCUUUUAAUUUUAAAAGUCUUUGAAUGUGUUCAAGAAUUCUGAAUAAAUAGUAUAAAAACACGAUAACUUGGCUUGGAAAUCAACAGGAAACAGAGCAAACAGUGUCUAUUUCAUCGUCGUAGACCAUAUCUGAGCAUCAUCAUGGCAAAAAGCGACAGAGAUCAACAAGCAGGUCAGAUUUUUGGGAGCAGACAACAUGAGCUGAAACUUGGCAAAAGCUUUCAAGAAGACAACAGCUGUGGAUUCCAUACCAUAAGAUAUGACUUCAAGCCAGCAUCAGUAGAUUAUUCAAGAGAGGCUGCACUAGAUGUGGGAGAAAGCAAUGAAGUCAACAUUACAUUCCCAAAUGCAGAGAACAAGGGUAGUACAGUAUUUGGUGGAUCUAAGAAACCAUAUCAGAAGGAAUGCGUGCUGAUCUUUGAUCAUCGGACUGGAGAGUUUACACUUGAACGCCUCAGCUGUAACAUUCAGGUCAAGAGACUGAGACAAGAGGGAACAAGCAAAGCCCAGAAGCCUCCUAAAGGCCAACAAGCGUCGGGCUCCAAGAGCUCGCCCAACCCUCGAUCAAGCAGCCAAGCAUCCUCAAAAAGCUCCCCUAACCCUCGAUCAAGCAGCCAAGCGUCCGGCUCCAAGAGUUCUCCCAACCCUCGAUCAAACAGCCAAGGCAACAAGAAGAAAGACACUCCUCUCAACUCACCGGCUCAACAAGCUGAAAGAAGAGUUGAAAGGUCACCAGCACCCCAGCCGUCCCCUCUCGCCGCUUCCGAGCCUUCCCCUGCCCCACCCAGUGUACCUAGCGUCGUGGACAGAGAGGCAGACUCGUCGGACAGCUACAUGUCGGCCAGUGAUAGUGAUGACGAUAGCAGUAGUAGCAGUGGAAGCAGUUCAAGCGACAAUGAUGAGGAUGAUGAUGACGGUGACAGGGAUGCAGGAGCUAGGAGGAUUGAACAAGCAACAGAGAGAGUUUCCAGUAAAUUGUCACCAGCCCAGCCAAGUCCAGUGUCAAGACUACUGAACGUCAGCCCUUUAUUAACUCUCAGUGAGGAUCUUCAGCUGAGUGAAUCUGGUAGUGACAGUGAUAGUGACUGAUCCAGGGAGUAUAUCAGAGAUCUAUCCGCUUCCAUUAUAUGUGCAAUUAUUUUCUUACUCAUUUAACCAUUAAUAAGUAUCUUGUAAGGCUCAUCUAUACAUGAGGCAGUAAAAGACAGCAUUUUUUUUUUUAAUUGUGACUUACCGGUAGACGUAAAUGCUUAAAGAUUACACACAACGUGAGGCUGUGCACAGGAGGUAGCCAAUGGCAGACCUGUAUUCAAGUCACAUGUUUAUGUCUUCUUCUUAUUAUUGAAUUCCUCCGCUUGGCAAAGAGCCAUGCAUGAGCACGGGUUAUCGGGAAACAGCAGCACUGUCUUAUCAUCCCAACUUGCCAUUUACUUACAAUGAAAAAUAAAGGAAUUUCCUGUGUCAUGCGUGAACAAGUCGGUAGAUAUAUACAAAUGUACAUUAUUUUAAAUGAAGUAUAAGUGGUACAUUUCAUUUGGGAGACUGUGAAUUGUAAGUUUUCAGGGUUACACCAUGUAAUUCUUUCAAAGGAAUGAGAUCCCUGGAAAGGCUUGUGAUCUCCACUACUAAAGAGCUCUUGGCUAUUAAUGUUGCGAUCAGUAUACUCUGAUCGUCUUCAGGAGAAUGGCUUUUGAGAACAUUUAGAACUAAUAGCUCUUAGCAGAGCUCUCCAGCCCUUUUCAGGGCUUUAGUCCCCUUUAAAGAAUGACAUGGUGUAACCCUGAAACUUUACUUACAACUUAAAUAUACAUUGUUAUCAAAUGACCUGAAGCAUGUCCUGCAGUGCUGCUCCUGUUUGGCCAAUAGGUAGGUUUAUAUUGCUUAUUUACAAACAUAUUAAUGUCAUUGACUCUGUGGUCCAAACAUUGUCAGGUUAGUAGUGGAUACCAAAAUGGAUUUUAAACUGAUUGUUUUCUUAACUUUUUUUU
Messenger RNA from Strongylocentrotus purpuratus (purple sea urchin), 2313 nucleotides. RefSeq names its product ELL-associated factor 2. Gene Ontology annotation, molecular function: transcription elongation factor activity. The coding region runs from base 467 to 1414 and encodes 315 amino acids. Gene Ontology annotation, biological process: regulation of transcription elongation by RNA polymerase II; positive regulation of DNA-templated transcription. The record is from RefSeq and is a predicted model, not a curated record. The transcript has 8 exons. Lineage: Eukaryota; Metazoa; Echinodermata; Echinoidea; Camarodonta; Strongylocentrotidae. Gene Ontology annotation, cellular component: super elongation complex.